Ostertagia ostertagi is the source of this 237-nucleotide messenger RNA. The record is from the annotation of a GenBank genome assembly. NCBI's taxonomy places the organism in Eukaryota, Metazoa, Nematoda, Chromadorea, Rhabditida, Trichostrongylidae.
AUGCCGUCCGAUGACGAUUUCUGUUCCCCAAAACCUCCAAUUCCAAUUCCGGCUGCGCCACGACGACCAGAGAAGAAAGGCGAUGUCCAGUCAAUUCCCAUUGUCUCUGUGGCGGGUUCAACACUAUACUCUGAAUUUUGUGGUGUGAAAACUGAAACAGCGUCAGGAUCAGGCAUACAGUCAAGCGAAUGCUGUGCUGUUUGCUCGAAGAACCUUUCACAUCUAAACGACAUCAGA